Molecule: messenger RNA, 6720 nt
Organism: Closterium sp. NIES-67
Lineage: Eukaryota; Viridiplantae; Streptophyta; Zygnematophyceae; Desmidiales; Closteriaceae
Source: the annotation of a GenBank genome assembly
CCUGCAGCGGUACUCCCAAGGAGCAAGAUAGAACUCUCAAGAUAGAACUCUCUAGGGAGCUUUCUUCUCCCUCAGCAAACGGCGUGGCGUGGCGUGGCAUCGUCGUCUGACGGCGUUCUCGGGGGCCAUUAACCGCCCUCUUAGCUUCGUCUGAAAUGCACGGUGUUGUAGUAACGUCAACGUUCGUUGUUGCAGCAGACCCCAUCGGUGAUCCCCGUCAGCGGCUGUGUGACAGUGGCUAGCCCUAGGUUAUCCUGUGGAAAGCAUUGACGUUCGUGUAGUGGUUAACGAGGUAUAUUUCUCGCUUCAAGCGUUGACUUUCAUGUCGUUAAAAGACUUUGUCCGUUUCGCUGACAGAUAUAGAAGUGGCCAUUUCUCUCUCCCAGGGUUCUCGAGCGUCUGUCUAGUAACGGCCGACUCAGAGAUCAGUCCAUAAGACAGUCUCGUAAUUUAUAUCCAAUUAGCCUCUAAUUAUGGAGCCAGACGACCCGGUGUUAGUUGUGCUUAUAGCGAGCUGCAUGACCCUCUCUCAGUUCGCGGUUCACCUACAAGAAGACGCCACUCCAGGCGGCGCUUACAUAAAUAAUUUCAACAUUCUCGUUCGAUCCGCGACGCUCAUCCACGCGUUUCUCGAGAGCUGCAAGGGCCACCGCGGGUGGGGAGACUCCGCGGAUGAAGCCAAGAGGGCGUUUCAGGAGUUGGAGGAUGUGCUUCGGCGAUGUACUCGGGUCAUGCAGCGAUGCCUGAGCGCGCGCAGCAGACUGCUUCAGCUGGUAUCCGGGAGCCCAAUGAGCACAACCGACUUCAGCACCGUGCAUGACGGGCUGGCUGCUUGCCUGUCAUCCGUUCCGUCAAGAAACUUGCCUGCUGACGUUAAGGAGCAGCUGGCGUCGAUCCAGGAACACCUACAGACAGCGUGCUUCACAGAGCUGCUGUCGCCGCAGGUCAACCGGCAGUUUGAGAUCCUCGUGCACAGCGAUGCCUCUGCUGCAUCCCGUGAAGACUCCCCUGCCUGCCCUGAUCGCAGCAGCAGCAGCGGCAGCAGAAGUAGCAGCAGCGGCAGCAGAAGUAGCAGCAGCAGCAACAGCGGCAGCAAGAGCAGCACCACCAGCAGCAUCAGCAGUAUCAUCAGCAGCAGUGAAAACUGCAGUAACACCAGCAGCAGCAGCCGGAGUAGUAACGGUGACAGAAAGAGCAGCCGGAGCAAGGGCCACGGCGGUAGAGGAAGCAGUGACAGUGGUGGCUGUAGCAGUGGUAGUAGUACUAUUGCCAGUAGCAGCAGCAGCAGCAGCAGCAGCGGCGGCGGCGGCGGCGGCGGCGGCAGCAGCAGCAGUGUUAUGUUUAGAAGCUGCAGCACUAGCAGCAGCAGGCGACAGAUAGUGCAGAGUAUGGACACAGUGGAAGAGGCGGAGGAGGAGGGGGGGAACGGUGAGUUAGAGGUCAAGGCGGAUGAGGUGAGGGAAUGUGAGAAGGAAAAAGGGGAGGAAGAGGAUGACAAGUCAACGAUGGAUUCAAAGGACGAAGAUUCAAAGGAGGCCGAGAAGGAAGAGGGGGAAGAGGAUGAUGGAGCUCAGACUACUGGGUCCCAGCAUGCAAUUUCUCCGAGGGAAGAAGCAGAUGAGGAGGGCGGAAGCAUAGGGGAUGUUGCGUUAGCUGCGGUUCUGGGGUUUGUAGAGGAUAAGUACUGGGUGGAGGGGAAUGUUCUUGGUACUACUGGGAACAGAGAACAGGGAGGAAAGGGGGAAGGAGGAGACACGGAAGGAAAGGUAGGAGGGGAGAAGGAAGAUGGGAGAAUUGAGAAGCGAGAGGAGGGAGGUGCGGAGAAGACAGAAGGAAAGGGGCAACAGGAGAAGGAAGGGGCAGCAGAGUGUGCAGCAGGGAGGCUGGCAAUCCUGCUUGGGUUAGACUCAGUCACGUCAUUUGAGGAGGAGAGGGAGGCUCUGGCGUUAGAAACACGCAGGGCGGAGGAGGCAGGGGAUGAGCAGCGGGCAUGCAUGGUGGAGCAGGUGAGAGAUGGGGCAGCAGGAGACGCAGGUGAACGAGGGCCAGGUGGAGAUGGAAGCGUAAAGAGGGGUGGAAGAGGCGACAGCAGGUUUCCAAGAGAACAGGGUGGCAGGGCAGGGGCAGGAGGAGGGAAGGAGGGAGCAGCAGGAGCAGGAGGAGCAGCAGGUGGAGCAGCAGCAAGGGCGUUUAUCACCCCGGAGUAUCUUGCUGCUGUGAAGGGGCGGAGGAGAGAUGGCAGGGAGCUGGUGUCGCCCAAGCAUGUGUCGCCGAGAGAGCACAAGUCACCAAGAAACAAGAUUGCACCAAGAGAUCAACUCAGAUCGCCUAGAGAUCUCAAAAUGCAUAGAGAAAAUAAGUCGCCCAGAGAUGUCACCGCCCCUCUCACUGCCCCUCUCACCGCCCCUCACACUGCCUCUCUCACUGCCCAUCCUGCUGAGCCCCGUCCACCCCAGCGCUUUGUCCCGCCUCCAGCGCUGCACAUCAGCACCUCGUUCGACCACUUGCCGUCUCUCGACGCCCUUGACCCCCUCGCUCCUGCCUGUCUGCCAAGCCCGCCCAUAUCCCCCUGGACCGUGCCCCCUUCGCCCUGGGACCCCACUGCCAUGGUCCAUGCCUCUCUCUUCAGCCCUGUGGGAGUUACCAGUUCUGGGGUUGGGGCGGAGGGUGGGGGGCGGGGUGUGAGUGUGCCCCCUUCCCCCUGGGACCCCACUGCCAUGGUCCAUGCAUCUCUCUUCAGCCCUGCGGGUGUUGCCAGUUCUGGGGGUGGGGGGCGGGGUGGGGGGCUGGGCGGUAGUGUGCCCCCUUCGCCCUGGGACCCCACUGCUCUCGUCAACGCCAGUCUCUUCAGCCCUGUGGGGAUAAAUAGUUCCAUGGGGUUUGAGGUGUCCGGUCGUGGGAGGAUGUCCAGUCCUGGGGGGAUCAUCAGCCCUGCAGCAAUGGCAAGCCCUCACUCCUCCAUCUUUCACUCUACUGCUGCUGCUGCUGUGGCUGCUGUUUCCGCCGCUUCCCCUGCGUCAGCUCUGGCGGCAUCAUAUGAUCUUAUGUUUCCUGAUCUUCACAAUGGCUUCAUGGUUGAUGCCACUGCUGGUGAUGCUGCUGCUGCUAGUAGCUCCGUUUCUCUGCUCAAUCCCUUGUCCUUCCAGUCUAGUCCAUCCCCGUUGUUGGCAGACCCUUUAACAGCCACCUCCCCAUCCGUUCCUGUACCUGGCUAUCAUACUGUUUCCCGCCGACGAACUAAGGACAGGCAUGAUCUGCAGCAGCAGCAACAGCACAAGCAUCAGCACCAGAACCAGCACCAGCAACUCCACACCGCUUCCCAAUCGCUCUACCCCUUCCCUGCCUCCCAUCUACCUCUUUCUAUGGACGCCCUUCUCUCUCCCUCCACAGCAGUAUCCUCCCUCGCAACCUCUGCCCCUUCUCUCCUAUCUCCCUCCUCUCAAGCCGCCGUCCUCCUGUCCCCUAGGGACAUCUCAAAGCUGGGCGGCAGCGGUUUGUCCCCAGCUGAGCUGGCACAGAUGAGUUAUCAGGGCAGGGACUGCUGGAGGGAGGGGGCUGCUGGCGCAGGUGGUGCUGGGGAAGGUGCUACUGGUGCUGGUGGUACCGGUACUUGUGCAGGUGGUGGCAGUAGGCGCAGCAAGAAUAAGCCGUUUGGCGAGGAGGAGGAGAAAGGGAGGAGAAACAGCACGGGAGCAGGGCAAAGAAGCACAGAGGAGAGAGGAAGACAGAGAACAGAGGAAACGUCCCCACGUCCCCCACCAGAUGCUGCCAAGUUUCUGCCACCCAUGAGGCGGGUUCGAGGGGCGGUGGAGCAGGAGAAGGGCGGCAACCCGAGCUUCCAGCGGUGGGCUUUAACUGGCUCAGACGAGUCUCCUGAGGAGAAUAGAGACUUAGGAGGAGAGAUGAGAGACGUGGGAAUGAGUGAAGACUUAGGGGGGGUUGAUGGCAUCAGAGAGGCGAGAAUGAAGCGGCUGAUGAAGCAUGCACGAGAGGCUGUGGAGGGCUCUGGGUGGGAGGCUGGGAGUGAGAGCAGUGGGUUUCAUGGGGUAGGGGGGAGGGAGAGUAGCAGGGUGAAUGGCAUAGGAGGGUGGGAGGAUGGCAGGCGGCAUGGUGUAGCAGGGAGGGAAAGGAGGGGAGGGAGGUCACCUCGCUCCCCUGUUGCGGCGCAUAGGCUUGGUGGUGGUGGAAAGGGCGGUAAGGAUGGUAGAGGAACCGGUGGGAGCAUUGGCUCAAGUGUCGAGGGCACUUUUAGCGCCAGCUCUGGCAGCGUUGGCAGCGGCAUUGAUGCUCGGAUCGGCAGCAGCAUUGGCAGCACCUUUGGCAGCAGCGGUGGGUAUGAGGGGGAGGAUUUGAGUGAGCAGCUGGAGCUGAUCAGCGCGCAUCUGGAGCAGGUGUAUCUGCAGGGGCAGGGGCGGGAGGCAGAGGGAGAGAUGGCAUGGCGGGAGGGGAGCAGGGGCUGGCAAGCAGGAGUGAAGAAAAGCCAGCAACGCGAAAAGCAGAGGCAGCAGGAGAAGAGAGGGGGUCUGGAAGAGAGGCUGAGAGAGGAAAUAGCGUUGGCUGAAGGUGGUGAGAAUGGGAAUGAGACCUCGUUUGAUGGGUUCCCAGUCAUCGGCCCUUCUCUGUCAGAGCUGCCUCACCCUCGCUCUCAUCCUUUCCCUCGCUCCCACUCGCGCUCCCACUCUCACACUCAGUCUCACCCUCACCCUCACCCUCACUUUCACUCCCACUCCCUCUCUCACCCUCAUGUCUCAACGGACUGGCUAGACCCCACGCAGCAGACGAGCAGCCGGGGUGGGAGCACCCAACGAAUCCCAGAUAUCGACAGGAAGACCAGCAACAGCCCCAGGGAUCAACGAACCCUACGAAUCGAUACGACUUUUGAGUCGGCUCACCAGACGAGCAGCAGAGAUGAUGGCAGUCAAAGGAUCCCAGGUAUUGACAGGAAGGAGAGCAGCCCCAGGGAUCACACCAUUCACAGGCGCAGGACCACCCCAAGAGACGGGAGUAGCCCUCUAGGUCCGACUAUCUCAAGGGAUCCGGAUUCUUGUAGAGAACAUAUAAGCCCUAGGGACCACAGAAGCCCCAGAGACCUCAUUAGCCCUAGAGAUCACAUAAGCCCUAGGGGCCACAAAAGCCCUCGGGAGCAGACGAGCCAUAAAGUGAAAUGCAGCCCCAAGGAGCGUACUAGCAGGAAAGAGCUGCCGAGCCCUAGGGAGAGUUCUAGCAAACGUGAGCAGCCGGGCCCAACGGAGCAUACUAGCAAGAGAGAACACCCCAGCCCAAGGCAUUUGGGGAGUCUGACUGCCAGUCUGGUCGCAGAAACACAGCACAGGAUUGGGUCCCAGCACACAGAAAUACCUUCCCUAGAUGCGCCUGUACCGAGUGGUUCCUCCCUGGAUGCGCCUUCCCCAGAUGUACCUGCACCAGAUGUGGUUUCCAUUGACCCCAGGGCGCCAGCGCAGGUGGUGCAGAGGCUGCUGUGCGGGACGAGAGCGGAGCAGGGGAAGGCGGCAGGGGUGAUCGGGUGGUUCUGUGCCGCCUCUGCUGCUAACAGAGCGGCCUUUAGAGAGGCGGGUGCUGUAGAGGCGUUGUUGCCAUUGGCAGCUGGUGGUGGCGGUUCUGGUGCUGCUGGUGGGGGCUUGGAUGGUGAAUGCGGCAGCACAAAUGCAGCGAAUGCAGCCCUGGGUGCGCUACUGAGUCUCUCGUCGGAUGCCGAGUGCAAGGAACGGCUGCUGCAGCACCUUGCGCUUCUUGUUCAGGUCCUCAGGCGCUCCUCCUUCUCCCCGGCAGCGCAGGCCCGAGCCAGCAGCAUCGUCAGCAACGUGGCCUCCCUCUCCCCACAUGCCUGCUCGCUGCUCGUGCAAGCCGGGGCGCUCAAGUACCUUCUCAGGCAACUGGGGAAGGGGGAAAGGGAGCGAGGGGCGGGGGAGAAGACAGGUCGUGCGGGGGAGGAGAAGACACGGGGAGAGACCGGAGGGGAGAGCAGAGGGAGCAGAGGGACUAGUGGAGUAGGGGCGGUGGAAAGUAUGGCAAGGCAAGCAGCAGCGGAGGCAGUGGCAGGCCUCUCCCUCUCUGAUGCCUGCUGCUCCUACCUCGUCUCACAUGGCUCCAUCCCCAUCCUCGCCCACACCCUCCACUCAGCCAUCCACACCGUUCCCACAAUGGACUGGACAGCUGCCCACGCUGUCUGCGCCACACUGGCCAGACUAGCAGGUUUGUCUCAGGAGAACCUUUUGAGCCAGGCAAAGGAGGCAACGCAGGCCAGGGAGAGCUUGGGAGAGGCCAUCCCUGCGUUUCUGGACGUGCUCACAGCAUAUCCAUUGCAUGCCUCAUCCUCGGGGCCUGCUGCUGAUCUCACGCUGUCUCCUGGAUCGAGCCGGUCUAGUGGUGUGAGAAAGGAGGGGGGGAGGAGUGAGGAGGCAGUGAGGGAGGCGCUGAAGGCACUGCUGGCGAUGGCAGGGUGCGGGGCGGAGCACCGGAGGAGCAUGAGGAGCCAUGGGGCUGUGUGUGCGCUGCGAGAGGUUGUGCGGUUCGGACCAAAGGACGUGCAGGGGCAGGCUAUGGACCUCCUACAAUCACUUUUCAUAUGAACUAUGUAGUGAUUGGCAGAGUUAGCCCACACAAGCAAAAUUGUACAUUGCGUAGGACGUACACAUGGUACUAUGUACGUAUGAUUCUCAUAAACUAUCCAUUGUACAGUUCAUUUAUUUUGUCAGCAUC